GCAGCCCAAUCAGAGCGUACCGGUGCUAAGCUGACCGGAGGAGGGCUGUGAUUUUCAGCACGGCGCUCUCUUGCAUUUUAAAUCCCCAGUCUGCACAAAAGGGAUAACGAGAGGUUCCAGAGGAGGAGGAGGUGGAGGAGGAGAGGGCAGGGCAGCCUUUCUCCAGACAGCAGCGUAUUUCACUCAGUUGUAACAAGGAAGAGAGGAGGCACAGAGAGGAGGAGGAGAAGCAGCACCCUUCCUAACACCUGCUGAAAGCUGCUGUGGGCCUUCCCCGUCUCAGCCUUUUACCUUCUUUGUUUUGAUGCUCUUUUCAUCCUCUCUGAUUUCCUCGUCUCUCUGACCCGUUGCUUUUUUGGGGCCUUUUACUGGCUGCUGGAACAAAAGCUACUGCGCCUUUUUCCCUCGGUGGUGUUGGCUUUGCCUCGCAUCAGCUGAGUCAUCAUGUCUGAUCUGACGCCUCAGAGCGAAACCCCGACCCCCACCACUGACAAGAUCACCCAGGCUGCCCGGGAGACCAUUUAUCUCUGCAACUUUCGCGUGUCUGUCGAUGGCGAGUGGCUUUGCCUUCGCGAGCUCAACGACAUCUCCCUUACCCCAGACCCAGAGCCGGCCCAUGAAGAUCCCAAGGAUCCCAUUGCAAUCGAAAGGCUUAACUUGAUGAACAUGGCCAAACUGAGCAUCAAGGGCCUGAUCGAGUCUGCUCUCAAUCUCGGGCGCACACUUGACUCUGACUAUGCACCUCUCCAGCAGUUCUUUGUUGUGAUGGAGCACUGUCUGAAACAUGGUUUGAAAACCAAGAAGACCUUCCUGGGGCAGAACAAGUCAUUCUGGGGGGCGUUGGAGCUCGUCGAGAAGUUGACGCCUGAGGCAGGAGAGAUCACCGCCAGUGUAAAAGACCUCCCUGGCCUCAAAACUCCUCUAGGAAGAGGGCGUGCCUGGUUACGACUGGCCUUGAUGCAGAAGAAACUGUCAGACUACAUGAAGACCAUCAUCAACAGAAAGGACCUGCUCAGUGAAUUCUACGAGCCAAACGCGUUGAUGAUGGAGGAAGAGGGAGCAGUCAUCGCCGGGCUGCUCGUUGGACUAAAUGUCAUUGAUGCCAAUCUGUGUAUGAAGGGAGAGGACCUGGACUCUCAGGUCGGGGUGAUUGAUUUUUCAAUGUACCUCAAAGAUGGUGGACACAGUAGUAAGAGUGCAGAGGGCGAUGGUCAGAUCACAGCGAUUCUCGAUCAGAAGAAUUACGUGGAGGAGCUGAACAGACAUUUGAAUGCAUCAGUGAAUAACCUCCAGGCCAAGGUGGACGCUCUGGAAAAGUCCAACACAAAGUUAACAGAAGAGCUCGCAGUGGCAAAUAACAGGAUCAUCACUUUACAAGAAGACGUGGAGAGAGUAAAGGAGGAGAGCUCAUAUCAGCUGGAGUCCAGAAAGGCCUUAAGAAGUGACUCAGCACCAGAUGGACAAGCCCUGGGUGAAACACGCAAGCAGCUCAAAGAGGAAACAUUGCUUCGAUUGGAUGUGGAGAAGGAGCUGGAGGUGCAGAUCGGGAUGAAGCAGGAGAUGGAGCUAUCCAUGAAGAUGCUGGAGAAAGACAUCUGUGAGAAGCAGGACGCUCUGGUGGAGCUCAGACAGCAGCUGGAAGACCUUCGUGCCAUCAACCAACAGCUUACCCACAAGUCACAGAGCGCAGAUGCCAGCUCUAAACAGAAGAGUGAAGGCAUCGCUCGCCUGGAGGAGAAAAUAAAUCAGAUGACAGGGACUGUGAAACAGAUGGAGACCAGAUGCAAACAGGCUGAGAGAGAGAGGGAUCUGGCUUUAGAGGCCAACCGGCUCUUCAAACAGGACUUUGGAGACAAAAUCGACAGUCUGCAGGUGGAGGUGGAGCAGCUGAGGAAGCACAGGUCUAAUCUGGAGCUGGAGCUGAGAAAAGAGCGAGAGCGAAGGAGUGAGCAUCAUUUCGACACUGCGUCCAGACAGUCCACCACUCCUCGGAGGGAGAGGAGACACCCAGAGAACAUACCAAAAUGUCCCCCAGAGUCCCCAUCAGUCAAAAGGGACAGCGACCAGUUACACACAGGAGCAGAGGACAAAACAAGUCUGAGUUCCAGUUUGUCCUUGUCACACCAUGAGGAUGAACAGGACGACUCAUUUGUGGAGAUCAGCGAGCCUUCCAUCUGUACGAUGUGUGAAGAGGACGACUCCCUCCUGAAGACGAAGAAACAGUGUAAGAACUGCAGUGGGGUUUUCUGUGAGAGCUGUGUGACCAAAGAGCUGCCGUUACCUUCCUCCAUUCUCCCAGAGACUGUGUGUACCGCCUGCUUCUCUCUGUUACUCCAACAAUAUGCUUCAACGCCAACAUGAAACAGCUCGGCAUUUUACUACAAGACACAAUGAUCAGACACAUGGACACCAGAAGCAUUAAUCUGUAAAACUGGCACUGCAAAAAUGCACUUUUUGACUUUUCAUGACUCAACACGUUGAAUGAUGAAAGAUCUGAUGAAGUCCUGUGAGUUCUGAACUUGCAUUAUUUUAGUUACUUUAAGUCAGCGAUGUCCAGACAUUUGCUGUUGAGAGCUAUUUGUAUGCAGGUUUUCAUUUUUCAAAUACAGGUGUAGCCAUAAUUCUUCCUUUCUGAAAGUGUGUGUUGAGCUGCUGUGUUACCUUUUUCUAGUGAAAACCUGCACUCAAAAAGCUGAAAAUGGUGCCUGGUUGGAGAUAACUGAUUCUAAAAAGACAACCUCAGUCUCAUGCAUUUAAAAACUGAAUUUCCACAAUGUCCACUGGGUGGAUUAUUGAUUAAAAGGUCAACUGACAAAUAUUUUUAACCUCAGUUUUAAAAGAUGAAAACUUUGUUUUGGCCACAACUGUUCUCCAUUAUUGAAACUUUUCAUUAUGUCUCUCAGACGAAGCAUUCAUUUUCACACAUCGGGUUCAGGGCGAUACUGACACUUUUGACCAAAUUAUAUUAUACUACGAUAUUAAAUGUGUCAGUUUUUUGGGAAACCCUGUAUGUGCUGUGAAACACUUUUUAUACUCAAAAUUGUUCAAAACAAUCCAAAAAAAUAUUCAUACAUUAGUCAUACACUUGGUCUAAUGUGAUUAAUAAAAUUGUAAAACUGUAAUGUAGAACUUAGGACCAGGAAGAGACAAAUAUUGAAGUUUGAUCACAGCGAUAUGAUAAGCAAAAUCCUGGACUGCUAGACUAUAUCUAGUCUCUUAUCAUGAUAUCAAUAUUAGAUGAACAUAUCAUCCAGCAUUGGUGUUCAGACUGUAGAAAAGAGUUGAUUUUGCUGUUCAGUCUUUAUGUGAAAGGAAUGGUUGGACAUUUUGGGCAGUGUGCUUAUUCUAACUAAAUGCUCUAAGCACCUGUUAAUUGCUGGCUGUUGCUUUGUAUCUGCCGUACAGACUUAAGCAUAUUUCCAAAAAUGUCAGACCAUUUGAGUUCACAAAGCUGAAUGCUAUGGGUAUUAUAUUUCUUUACUGCUGAUUGUGUUCUGUAUCAGUUAGAAGCGGCAUUAACAAAAAGGGCUCAAAAUCAUCUCCUGCUGACAAUAUUUUGUCCGGUUAAUCUUGAGGUGUGGCAGUUAAAUCAUAAAACAGUCGGAUAUUUAGAUUUUAGUCUUUUCUCUGGAUAAUCUAACUCCUUUCUGGCCAUUGUAACAUAUUAUCGCACUUUUAAAUGCAUGGCUUUUCUGCCUGUCUGGUUUGAAGUGGGCAUAUCGGGGCAUCUUUAGAACAGCUAUUUUUAUGUUUUGUUGGUUUUUAUGAAGAAUAAUUAGAAGCUUGGUAAAAACCAGUUAAAGAUUUAUUCAUUCUUGUUGAAGCUAAUUAACACGUGAGAUGGAAAUGCUUCUUAGAUCGACAAUAAACUUUUAUUAAAUUUU
This is a messenger RNA of Morone saxatilis (striped sea-bass), 3884 nucleotides long. RefSeq names its product RUN and FYVE domain containing 3 (gene rufy3). The record is from RefSeq and is a predicted model, not a curated record. Gene Ontology annotation, biological process: regulation of axonogenesis. Lineage: Eukaryota; Metazoa; Chordata; Actinopteri; Moronidae. The transcript has 18 exons. Bases 445 to 2361 code for a protein of 638 amino acids. Gene Ontology annotation, molecular function: metal ion binding. Gene Ontology annotation, cellular component: cytoplasm.